AUGGUAAACGUAAAACGUGGUGUAUUAAUAAAAUGCGAUCCAGCAAUGCGACAACUUUUAGCACAUUUAGACGAAUCGCGAGCACUUUCAACAAAAUUCGUUGUUAAAGAACUCGAUGAAACGCAUAUUUUCGUUGAUAAAGAAAUUAUUCCCAUACUUGAACAGAAAUUGGAUCAAUUUAUGGACGCACUUUCUCCUGAUUACAUUGAAAAAUAG
This is a messenger RNA of Dracunculus medinensis (Guinea worm), 216 nucleotides long. Lineage: Eukaryota; Metazoa; Nematoda; Chromadorea; Rhabditida; Dracunculidae. The record is from the annotation of a GenBank genome assembly.